Messenger RNA from Haliotis rufescens (red abalone), 9374 nucleotides. RefSeq names its product protocadherin Fat 4-like. Gene Ontology annotation, molecular function: cadherin binding; calcium ion binding. Gene Ontology annotation, cellular component: plasma membrane; catenin complex. The record is from RefSeq and is a predicted model, not a curated record. NCBI's taxonomy places the organism in Eukaryota, Metazoa, Mollusca, Gastropoda, Lepetellida, Haliotidae. The transcript is spliced from 46 exons. Bases 125 to 6652 code for a protein of 2175 amino acids. Gene Ontology annotation, biological process: homophilic cell-cell adhesion.
AGGGAAACUAGUACACUACCGGGUCAACAUUGUACCCAACAUUCACUGAAGUUUACCGUGUUAACAUCUACCUGGACGUUGUUGAUAAGCUACCACAACCUCAACUCCAAGGGAGACACACAAGAUGGCGACAACGCCGUCAGCGCCGACACAGGUUAUUCUGACCUGUGUCCUAAUGCUGCUGACAUGUAUACAACUAACAACACAGCAAGUCAGUUUUUACAACACUUGCCAAGAUGCAUCAGCUGUGGGAACUUUGAGCGUGUCUAUAAAGGAAUCAGAUACUCAGGCAUCGAUUGAUGCUUCACCAACAGAAUACAGAGCUGGACUCAGCUUGGCAGGCAAUACAAAUAGUAUUGGGCUUCAGUUUGAUGCCAAUGCUGCUGCUAAGCUUCCUCCUGGGGAGUACUUUGAUCUGGAGUCUGGCGUCCGAAGUGGCAGCUUAACUGGAAGGGAAUGGUUCCUGAGACUCAAGAAGCCCAUUAACAGAGAUGGUGAUCGUCCAGAUACACUUGAUGACAAUACUGUGUUUGAGUAUACCCUCGAGUGUACAGACCUCACCAUAAACACUGCUUUUUUCAUCUUGCUGAGGGUUCAGAUUUUGGAUGUCAACGACAACAGUCCAGUGUUCAAAAAUGCUCCCUAUGCUGUCUCUGUCAAUGAGCUUACUCCAAUUGGUACAACAGUGUUUCGAGAUGUUACAGCCACAGACUUGGACUUCGAUUUCAACAAGAACAUUGUGUUUGAUAUUCUUCCUAGUGCAGGAUCAGAUAAAUUUGCUAUUGAUAUCCCAUCCUUGGGAUAUGUGACAGUCAAAAAUACUCUGGAUUUCGAGGUCAUGAACGCAGCUGGAAACACGAACUACGUCCUGUCAAUCAGAGCAAGGGAUUCUGCUGUACCACCAGAGGUUCAAAGAAGCAGUACAGCCACCCUGAACAUCACAAUAACAGAUGGAGAUGACCAGAAGCCCAUCUUUGAAUAUCCAACAUGUUACACUGAUACUGCAAAUAAAUGUUUCAACCCAUCCUACUCAGCAUCCAUCGUAUCGGGACAGUCGCUUGGCGAGGUUUCUGUAUUUCCAAUUCCUGCUUCCAACCCCAAUGUUGCCAUCAACAUCCAGGCCAGGGAUCAGGACACUCUCAGCAGCCCCAUUACCUUCACAGUGGAACUGACUGAACCUCGUGGAUAUGAGAAUAGAUUUCAAGUGACAAGUGAGCAAAUCCCAGGUACCAGCACCUACAGAGCACGGCUUCAGUUGGUAGCAGCCAUUGACAGAAGUCAAGUUAGAGAUCUGAAAGUCAUCAUUCGGGCACGAGAAUCCUCUGCCAAUGCGCGAUACAACCGUGCUGUUGUGUAUCUGACUGUGACCCAAGCAAACAAUAACCCACCCUCUGUGUCAACAUCCAUCGGCUCUCCGAUUGGGUACAUCCGAGAAGAUGCUCUGGCCCGAGCUUUUGUCAAAGACCAGCCGCUUCAAAAUCCUCUAAAGCUUGUAGUUACAGAUGCAGAUAUUGCUGCUGGAGACACCCCCCAGAGGUAUACAUAUGAAGUUACACCGUCAAGUCCAUUCUUUGUGGAUAACGAUGGUUUCCUCCGAGUAACAGCUGGAAACUUGGAUUAUGAGUCUGUGCAACAGUACACAUUUAAUGUGAUUGUGCGGGAGCAGGACACCACACAGCAGCGCUCAGGAAGCAUCAGCCUGACAGUCAAUGUUGUGGACAUCAAUGACAACACUCCUUUCUUUGUUGGAAUCCCGUACAGUAGAUCUUUACCUGAAGGGGACUACACACAAGGAGCUGGAGAAUUUAUUGCCCAGGUACAAUCCCAGGACCGUGACUCAGUGGACACAAGUAUUACGUAUGAGAUUCAGAGCGUCUCUAGCGGAGGUGCUGGCAAGUUUACGAUAAGUAGUACCAAUGGACAGUUGCUUCUUCGGGCCGUGGUUGGAAUUGGUGAGGAGUACACGAUCAUUGUCAAUGCUACUGACAGCACCGUACCAAAAAGGAGUGCCUCAGUACCUGUCUAUGUCACAGUAACAUCCUCUGGCAACAAAGACCCCGAGAUUCCAGCAGGACUGUACACAGUCUAUGUCAGUGAAGGCAUUGAUGCUAACAGGGAUAUCUUCACUAUACCGGCUACAGAUCCAGAUAAUCAGCCUCUUACAUUUUCCAUUAUUAAUGGAAAUAAUGGCAAUACAUUCUCUAUAAACAAUGACGGCAUUGUGAGCAACCGUGUGACAUUUAAUCGAGAGACAGUACCAGAGUACAACCUCACCAUCACUGCUGCGGAUCUCGGAUCUUCUCCAGCAUCCACUGUGUUGAGAGUCAUUGUCACUGAUGUCAACGACAACUCCCCAGUCUUCCUCAACAGUAUCAAUAAUAGAUACUUCUUCAAUGUCCAGGAGGCUCAGACACCCCCUGCUACAGUGGGAAAUGUUGCUGCUGUGGAUGGUGACCAGAGUGGUACACCCCAGGCGACUGUCAUAUAUGACAUGGUUGGACAAAAUUCAUUCUUCCGUAUUGAUGGUCAGACUGGUGCUAUUACCACACUUGUUCCUCUGGACUUUGAGACCCAGAAACAGCAUGAGUUCACAGUGAGGGCCAGUGACUCUGGGGCUUCACCCAGGGCAAAUGUAGCAACAGUUGUUGUCAGUGUCAUUGAUACACAGGACAGCAUACCACUGUUUGUUAACGUUGACUAUGAAGGAUCGAUACAAGAAAACCUCAACGGAACAUCUGUCCUCACAGUUUCGGCAAUUGAUGCAGACCAGACAGACAACAUUGUCUACCAGUUUGCUGGCGGAGAGUUCCAAUCAUUUUCCAUCAACCCAUCAACUGGUGUUAUCAGUACUGUCAUACCACUAGACUACGAAACUAAGAACCUGUACACUUUGACCGUGACAACAUCUGAUGGGGUGAACACAAACACUUUGUCAUCCACUGCCACUGUCACCAUCAGUGUUAUUGACCAAAAUGACUUUACCCCAGUGCUAAGAACCACCAAUGGUGUUGACGCUAUCACAGUAUUGGAGAAUCUAGCUAUCAGUGAACAGCUGGUAGACAUUGAUGCAGCGGACAAUGACCCACCGAACACCCCUAACAGCCGUGUGAUGUUCAGUAUCGGCAGUGUGGUACCCACCUCUGGCAGACCACUGUUCUUUAUCAACCCCACCACAGGACAACUUGUGUUGAGCAACCCAUUCACUGAUGACCCUGGUGUACCUAGAUAUACGGUCACCGUCGUAGGCACCAAUGAAGGAACUCCACAACGAGCUGGAGUUAUCACUAUAACAGUAACGGUGAUCAGGAACACGGCGCCUGUCUUCAACCCCACUACUCUCCAGGCUAAUAUUGAUGAGAACAGCAUCACUCAGGUCGUUCCCGUCAUCACAGCCACUGCCACUGAUACUGACACUGCUACCCCCUUCAAUGUGCUGACCUACACACUGCGUGGUGAUGGACCUGCUACUGAGUAUUUCCAAGUCAACUCUGCCAGUGGAGAAAUUCAAACCCGAGCCUUACUAUCGUCAACUGCUGACAGAUCAUUCACUCUUCGUAUUCGAACAACCGAUGGCGGUGGACUGUAUGCUGACUUGCAGAUUGAUCUUACUGUCAACAAGAACCUCAAUGCACCCAGUCUGAAUCAACAGAACUAUACUGAGACCAUCUUUGAGAAUCGUGCUUUGGGAUCUGCCAUUGUUACUAUCAGGGCUACUGAUGCUGACAGACAGCCCCCUCACAAUCAGCUGUCUUACAGUAUAACGGGAGAUGCCACUGCUCAGCAGUUCUUUGCUGUCAACAGUCGGGGUGAGAUCUACCUUAUUAGAUCUCCUGCAGAAAACCAAGCUAUCAGCGCAUUUAAUAUGAUCGUGGAAGUCCGUGACCAAGGCCUUCCAAUCAACAGGCCAGCAAAUCCCAACCCAGCCUAUGUCAUCAUCAAUGUGAUACGCAAUGCCAACCCACCCGUCUUUUUCACUGGAGAAUACAACCGGGUCAUUCCAGAGAACACUACAAUAGGCCAGUCUAUUGAAAGAGUAGUCGCUACAGAUACUGAUACGCAGGGAAACUUUGGUACACUGAGAUACAGCAUUAUUGGCGAUGGGACUGCUGAUGACAUCUUCCAAAUAAACGAGAACAGUGGCAUUGUUUCAGUGAAAACAAGCCUGACAACCACACCCAUCAACGACUUCACAGUCCGUAUUGUGGCACAAGAUGGCGGAUCCCCUCCACGGUCUGCCACAGCACUGCUGUAUGUAACAGUUACAAGAAACUUUGCACGGCCACUUUGGAGUUCUGCAACGUAUGCGACCAGCAUCCCAGAGACAGCCCAAGUGCUUGAGAAUAUCCUGCGUGUCACAGCCACAGAUAGCGAUGCUCAGCCCCCCAACAAUGAAGUGUCCUAUGAGCUUGUAGGAGAUGCCAUUCAACUGUAUUACUUUGAGAUUGUCAGUUCCACUGGCGAUAUCCGCCCCAGGCGUCCGCUCACACUGGAUACAUCCAAAAGAAGUCGGUUUGAUUUUGUUGUGAACGCUCGAGAUAAUGGCAGCCCACGUCUCAGUGCUGCAUUCAAUGCCACUGUGACAAUAUCAGUGUACAGAAACAACAAUUCCCCUCGGUUCAUCCAGGAUCCCUACUCCAUUACAGUAAAUCAGGGCCUAGGCAGCGGCACGGUGAUCUCUGUCAGGGCAGUUGAUGAUGACCCUACUACUGAAUUCAACCAGAUCACAUAUUCCAUUAAGGGUCCAGCAAACGUUCUAGCUCUGUUUACAAUCGAUGGGUCAGGCAAUAUUCAGCCAACAAACCCUGCAGCUAUCAACAGUGCCUCCCAGACAAGUUAUAAGAUUUAUGUGCGAGUCGAGGACAAUGGCAGUCCCAAACUGUAUGACAUUGCCCUUGUUGAGCUCACCAUCAACCGGAAUCUGAACCCGCCAAUCUUCAACCCAGUCAGCUAUGAAGAGACCAUUCUGGAGACAAGGGCAAUUGGAGACGUUGUUGUCAGAGUGACAGCUACCGAUGUUGAUAACCAAAACCCAAACAAUGAGAUUACAUUUUCUGCCUUUGGAUCCGGCCUGGCCUUUUUCAAUGUCAACAGCCAGACAGGAGAAGUAACAGUUGUCAAUAACCUUGUCCAGGAUUCUACCACAAGAUAUCAGCUGACAAUCCAAGCUCAAGAUAAAGGUGCCAGCCCUCUGUCGUCAGCCCAGCCUGCAUCUGUCACUAUCAACGUUGUGAGGAACCAGGCCUCCCCAGUGUUUGCACAGACUCCUUACGACACCACUGUGUUGCGAACAGCAGGAGCCAACACACCAGUUGUCACUGUAACUGCUACUGAUGCCGACACAAGGAGUCCCUACAAUGAAGUCACAUAUGGUAUUGCCAGCAUGACUAUCAACAGAUUCCAAAUCAACCCAUCAACAGGGGAGAUAACUCUCACACAAGCUAUUGCCUCAGAUUCUCAGGCUCAAUAUGGGGUAACAGUUUUCGCACAAGAUGGAGGAAACCCAAGGCGUGUGACCUACAACACAUUUACAGUGGGAGUUGAUCGUAACCUAAAUGCACCAUUCCUUAUAAAUCCCUCUGGACCAAACUUUGAAAAUUCCACCACAGUACUGGAAACUAUUGGAUUUGAUUACCUUAUCUAUGAUGUGGAUGCCUUUGAUGCAGAUUUAUCGGACCCAUACAAGUCUCUACGCUUCUCCAUCAUUGGAGAAAAUACUGCUCCAACCUACUUCCUGAUAAACCGCGACAGUGGUGAGAUCCGUCUCAAGUCCUCUCUGCUUCAGGACACCCUCCAGACUCUCCAGUACAGACUGGUUAUAGCUGUAACAGAUGGUGGCGAUCCACCUAGGCCUGCCCCUACCACUGCCACCAUUACAGUUAAUGUCAUUCGCAAUCUGAAUACUCCACGCUGGGUCAAUGAGCCUUACAGUGCCACGAUUGAUGAGACAAUUGGUGCAAAUGUCAACAUUGUCAAUGUCCUGGCAGUUGAUGAUGACACGAAUGCAUUCAACCGUGUGAGCUAUGCAAUCAUCGGAGACGGCACUGCAUCAGCAUUCUUCGACGUGACGCCAGGAGGUACUAUCAUCAGAAAGCAGUCACUGCAAAGUGUUUCUGACACUCGGUUCUAUUUGAGAGUUGUUGCCUCUGACAAUGGUGUUCCUCCUAAGACCAACACAACUGUGGUGUCAAUCAUCAUCAAUCGCAACCUGAACACACCUACCUUCUCUCAGCUGGUGUUCACAACAGAGAUUGAUGAAACUACAGAAGUAGGCACGGCAGUUCUGAGGAUCUCGGCCACUGACCAAGAUUCCGUGGCCCCAUACAACACUGUGCUGUAUGAGAUCAACAGCCUCCUGUCCAGCCCUCUUGGACGCCUGUACUUCAUGGUGGACCCAAACACUGGCGACGUCAGCCUUAGGUGCUAUCUGGAAUCGGACACAAGUAACACUAGUGUAUACACACUGGUUGUUGAUGCAGUAGAUGGAGGUGGUAGAAAGGCAAACCUGCCUGCCAAUGUUAAAAUCACCAUGGACAGAAAGACACCGCUGCAGCCAACUAAGGACAACAAUACCAUGUCACUCAGAGCCUCUGUCUGUUGUCAGGAACCUCUACCACCGUACUGGGGUGGAAGCAGUAAGACUUAUAUCACUUGAGUACUCGGUGCCAAAGGUACUCGAGUUCCAUCAUAUAAAACAAUGAUAUUUAAACAGUCACAAUUUGCUAAAUACUUAAAUUUACAAUACGAUCUGGUUACAAUAUGUCAUAAGCGUCUUCAUCUGUCCGAGGUAGAUUUCAAUGAAGAGGAAAGUCUUCACACAUGCAAAAAAUAUUCUGUGAUUAUUUGUAUUCCUGCUGAGCACUUUACUUUGCUGAUACUUCAGUGCUACUUUUCAAUGAUCUGAUGAAAUUAAUUUUAGUAGGUUGAUAUUCUCCCUUAAGGGAACGACCAUAAAACUUGCAAAGGAAACUGAAAUCUAGAAAGUGUCAGUCCAUCAUCUAUUCACGGGGUCCGGUACAUGCCAGUGAGUGAGUUGGAUGGAAGUGUGUGUCUGUGAAUAUAUAUUUAUCACUGUGUUCAUAUUUACAUGUAUUAUUCGUAUUUGUGUUGUCAGUUGUCAAACUAUGCUUCGAUUCAUAAUUAUAUAUUGAUAUCAAUAUUAUAUUUUACAAUGGUUAACACAUAUACUUUUUCUUCAGAACAACUGUUUUGCUCAACCAUUUCCAAUGCUGUUUUUGCAGUUGACACAAACGAUGUGCAAUGGUAGAAUAUUAUUGUAUGUGUAUUCUAGUCAUUUGUGUAUUCAAUCAUCUUUUGCACUGAGGGAAUACAAUAUCGGAAUGUUAUAUGUGUAUGAGGAAGCAAGUAUCAUGCAAGGGGGGUAAUGAUUAUCCAGUAUUUAUUUAUUUAUUUAUUUAUUUAUUUAUUUAUUUAUUUAUUUAUUUAUUUGUGCAUUUGUGCAUUGCUUUUCCUGUGCAUUUGUGCAUUGCUUUUCCUGUGCAUUUAUGCAUUGCUUUUCCUGUGCAUUUAUGCAUUGCUUUUCCUGUGCAUUUAUACAUUGCUUUUCCUGUGCAUUUAUGCAUUGCUUUUCCUGUGCAUUUUGUAAUUAGGUAUUAUAACAUACACCAUAUAUGUUUAACUUGCAAAGUGACUACCGUAGGUGUUAACUAUUAAGUAAGAUGUCAGAUGAAUUAGAAACAUUGCUUGGUAAGAAAUUGCAUUAUGUUUGAUUCUCUCAUAAUGUCAUUGCUAAGAAAUAUUACCAAACAAGUUAUACUGUGGGUAUAAAACUGACCCUUUGCCGUAGCACUGUUUUUAUCAUGAUAAAUAUGAAAAGAGCUUUGUCGCUUUUAUGUAACCCUGGGCUUGUUCGUUCUCUCUUUUUUCAGGGAUCCAAUCAUAUGAUUGUCAGCGCUAUUUUGCCUUGUUUACGCCCAAUAAACCCUGUCACUCCAAACUAUCUCGCGUAGGCUGAUAUCACCAUGGCAAUCUGGAGUAGCUUUAGGACUUAAUGUUUCAUGAAUAAUCACUGUUGCUUUCUACAAUUAACUGCGUUUUACUGUUUUCUGAUAGAGCAUCCAUGUAUCAGGUAAGUCACAUCAAAUGUCACAGGUAAGCAUAAACGUGAACCAAGGAUAUGCCACACCCCGCCGAACAAUGGACAUGACGCACCCUAAUAAAAUGCCUAUGGGUAAUGGCGGCCAAGACAAAGAGUCGACCCAUGAAAGAGAUUGGUGAGCUGGAAAAUAUACAGUGGGUAACAUACUUGUAUAUGUCCCAAAGUGAUUUCUUUCGUCAGUUGAAUACCAUAAAGAAGCAUGGGUUCCUGUCGUGUAUUCACCAAGCCAGCAGUAUUGGGGCAAAUCAAACACACUUAGAACUUGUUCAAAGUUCAACCAGAUAGGAAUCUGCUGAUAGAAUGCCAAGGGGAGCCGUGCUUCUCGAUUAUAGCAGGUCAUAUCGGGGCCUUCCUCACGUUCAGCUUCAUUCAACAAAAAGGUAAAACAUGUAAGUUAUACAAUUAUAGAUAAAGAAAUAAUAACAUGAAAGUUGAUUCAUCAUCUCAAUUUGGUGUAUGGUAGUGUAUUAACGCUCGUCAUACUCAUUUGAGAACACUGUGAAACAUUACAGAUUUAUGUGCGGACCGAGGACAAUGGCAGUCCCAAACUGUAUGUCAUCGCCCUUGUUGAACUCACCAUCAACCGGAACCCGAACCGGAACCGGAACCUUCUAGAGACCAGGCCAACUGGAGACGUUGUUCUCAGAGUGACAUCUUCGGAUGCUGAUAACCAGGACCCAUGUGACCGAUCGAAAAGGAGUCGCCCUACCUGUUUCCUGACACACCUGGAGGCAUCCCCAAUAUUCAAAGUGUCCACACUCUCUCACACACGCACACACACGUAGGGCCCCCAAUAUUAAACAUGUGUAAGAAGUCGACUUAUGAGAAUCGGAUGGUUACAGAGUUUGACCUGGUUGAUUGUGUGUCAAAGUGUAUGGUUGUUCAUUACUUCAGUCACUAGUUUGCCCGACCCGUGAAGAUCCGGGUUAGAAUAAGCCUUCAGCAACCCAUGCUUGUCUUAAAAGGCGACUAAAGGGAUCGGGUGGUCAGACUCGCUGACUUGGUUGAUGCAUAUCAUCGUAUCCCAAUUGUCUUGAUUCUAUUCUUUACAGACCGCCGUCACAUAGCCAGAAUAUUGCUGAGUCGGCGUUAAAAAACAACAAACAACCAGUUUUCCUGGUACAGAUUUGUUUGUUUACAGACCGUAACUAGCUGCAAUAUAUCUGCAUUCGGCAUUAAAAACGCAUUCACUCAGAUCUUGUGUACAUCUUAUGAAUUAAUUCACAUAUUUGUAACACAAUAAACAAUUGUUGUUAAA